Camponotus floridanus (Florida carpenter ant) is the source of this 2370-nucleotide messenger RNA. RefSeq lists its product as uncharacterized. Lineage: Eukaryota; Metazoa; Arthropoda; Insecta; Hymenoptera; Formicidae. The transcript has 10 exons. Bases 274 to 1587 code for a protein of 437 amino acids. Gene Ontology annotation, molecular function: protein binding. The record is from RefSeq and is a predicted model, not a curated record.
UUUUGGGACACUCUGUAUGUGUGUGUACGUGUUAUUAUCCUGAUGUUCGAUCUUGAGCUUGAGCGAGCGCGAUUCAGAAUGCGCAAUUUUAUUAUGCAUUCACCAUUACUGUCGUUUCUGCUAUCGCCAGAACAGUGCAGAAUGCAGGUGUUAACGCUGAUGAAGCCGAAUUAAUGUACAAGUCGAAUUACGACGAUAAAUCGAUUUUCUACGAGGGCAUAUUAUGGACACAUUGCAGGUGAUUUAACGGCAAUAGUCCGUGAAGAAUGCGCAAUGUCGGUCUCGGAUCCCCUUAUCAAAGAGUUGAAAGGAUGGACUCGAAAGCUGAUGGAAUAUGCCAAAGAGAUCAAUGAUGAAAAUGACAAUUUGUGUCACUUUUGUAAAUGCUUCGAAAACUGUUUGCAAAAGGGUUUACUGCCUUGUCUUGAUAGCAUUGGAUACUUAAAAAUAUCCAAUGCAUGGCAUUGGUUGGAAUAUGUUGCUGAAAAAAAUUAUAGCUCCUAUAGUACAUUCUCUUUGGUAGUAGAACAAGUAAAGCAAAAUUUGAAAGUGCACACAUCUAUUGGCCGACUUCGUUUCCUGAUACGAAUAUGUCUAGUACGAAAAUGCCUUCACAUGCCGAUAGAAAUAUUGACGAAAAUAUCAACUUUAGCUACAGAAUUUUACAAUUUAGAGAGCAUCCUAGGAGAUGACAUUUUACGAGAAAUCUUAUUGUCUGUGCUAUUGCAAUGCAGUAAAUUUAAUUUUAAACUGAAUUUAAGAAAUGCAGCUUUUUUAGACGACACCUGGCAGAUGCCACCAUGUGUAGUUUUAGAAUUGGUACCUUGCAAAAAUUUAGGUAUCUCUGUAUGUUUCACCAAGGAAAAGGCAUUAAUUGUUAAUGUUGAUGAAAAAUCAGUGGCUGCUGAAGAUAAUAAGAUUGAAAUUGGAGAUGUAUUAGAUGAGAUAAAUGGAAAUGUCAUCAAUGGCGAUAGUAAGGGAAAAUUACGUAAAAUUAUGAGGAAAGCUAAUGGACAACCAAUAAUUUUACAUAUCAUCAAGUAUCGUACUAAAAAAUCCUGUCAACUUUAUGAACCAAUAGUGCAUCUUAUCAAAAGCUCAGGUAUUGAGAGCAUGAAAUCUUUAAUACAAAUAUCACAAUUGGACCAAACAGAAAUCACUAAAAGAAAUCAGAUCUCUAAAUUAAAAAAUAAAACAUUAAAUAGUGGAUUUUCUGUGAAAUAUUGUGGCUCUGUACAUGUUGGUAUAGAGGGUGAUGUUAAACAAAUUGAAAAAGCCAUUUGGCGUUUAUUAAAAUCGGGAGAAAUAAAGCAAGUGCCUGUGAAAUUUGAGUGUUUAGAAAUUGGAAUUUUAGUAACUCAGGAGAUAGAUAAUCGAGUGGUAUGCAAACAAAGUUACAUGGAAAUUUCAUCAUGUGGAUGUACUGCCAACAUCCCAGAUUAUUUUGCAUUUAUCGCAGGAGAAACAAAUUGUAACAUGGCAACAAAAUUUGAUGCUUAUAUCUUUUAUCAUCGGAAUGAAACUGAAGUACAACAAAUAUUGCAGAGUUUGGGGCAAGGGUUUCAACGUACCCACUUUGCAGUAUAAUGUAUAUAUAAAUUUGUUCAACCAUGUAUAUAAAAAGAAAAAAGUAUACAUGUCUUUGUAUCUUAACAAAUAUUAUUUAUUAAUUUUGAAGUACUACAAAAUACACGAUACAUUUAUUUCCUUAUUAAUAAGUAUCAAAAUUAACAAAAGAAAUUUCUUUCCAAUACAGAAAAAUGUAAUUUAACUUGUAGUAUUAAAAAAUUUGAAACAAUUAUUCAAAGUAAUGGGAUAUUUUUUCGUGCUUUAAAAACAUUUGAUAUGGAAUUUCUACUUGGUGAACAAAUUAUAGCGCAACUCUGGCAAUUCAGCGUGAGUAAAAAUGAACUGCACAUGCGCAUACUUGGUAAAUAACCAAUCACGAUAGUGACCUUUUGUCUCGCUCACUCUCUCUGUCUCUUUUUCUAACCUAUUAUACACACAUUAUACAGGGCGAGACAUCUGACAUCGGAACAUACACUAUACUGGAUGACUCAUUUGAAAUAUACAAUUUCAGAUCAUUCACCUAGUAGAGUGUGUGUUUCAGGGUGUUUACGACAACUAAUCGGAUCUCUGAUCGGACUGAGCAGUGGUACUCAACGAUAGACUUCCUAAAUUUCCCUAGAUUAAUCCGGAUCAAUGAUGUGUCUCUGAAGUAAUCGAAUUAGAUUAACAGCCAUCGAAAGAAUUAGCGGUCGAGCUGAUUGGAAAAAUUGUGAAAAACAUUAUAAGAAAAUAUAGAAGGAAAGUCUAAAAGUAUAAUGGACCCACAAAAUGAAGAGAAUGAUAUUGAACAAACUCAAUUUG